Messenger RNA from Microcebus murinus (gray mouse lemur), 2688 nucleotides. RefSeq names its product cytochrome P450 family 27 subfamily A member 1 (gene CYP27A1). NCBI's taxonomy places the organism in Eukaryota, Metazoa, Chordata, Mammalia, Primates, Cheirogaleidae. Gene Ontology annotation, cellular component: mitochondrial inner membrane. Gene Ontology annotation, molecular function: heme binding; oxidoreductase activity, acting on paired donors, with incorporation or reduction of molecular oxygen; monooxygenase activity. Gene Ontology annotation, biological process: cellular response to peptide hormone stimulus; cortisol metabolic process; cholesterol metabolic process. The record is from RefSeq and is a predicted model, not a curated record.
CUCUGGUCACAACCCACUAAAUCUGGUCUCCACCUGCAGUUUAAACACCCUGCCUUAGCAGACUGGGCAGGAAAGGGCGUGUGGGGGAGAACUGCAUUUAGAAAAACAAAGCAGGGGGGAGGGGGGGAAAUGGGCAUUUAUUGAAACCUUAAAAUCUGUACCCCCAUAAUAUGCCGAAAAAAAAACAAAGCAAAACCCCCAAACCACUAAUCCUUAAGUCUGUUUGUUCAGCUUCACCUUUCCAGGAAUCAGAUGCCUGUGGCCUCGCUCAGCCCUCGGACGCCGGGAUCAGCCCGGAGGCUAUCAGGAAAAGCCAGCGGGCAGUUCGGCCUCCGCAGCAGGGACGCGAGAGCCACCGGGCGGGGGCUGUGGCGCUCUCUCUCGGGUGGCGAUCCGGCAGGCCGGCCGGCGGCUCCCUGGGUGAGGCCUCCGCGUCUUGGAAACCGUCUGGGCUUCCAAGAACUUCGCUGCAUUCCCGCCCCCCAGAGUUCAGACAAAAAAAGUUCUUGCUAGUCCGCGGGAGCGCGGGCUGGGGCGUCGGCGGCGGCCAUGGUCGGAGCGCUGUGGGUCUCCCGAAGUCACCCUGUCCAUCUCCGGCCCUCCCCCGCGCCGGGGGCUUCCAGCUGGAGCAGGUGGCUCCUGUGUGUUCCUUAGACCCUGCUUUGGAGAGGGUGAGGGCCGCGUAGAAAAGUGACCAGGAAGAGGCUCUUCUGGACCCGCCCCGAGCCACCCCGGCCUUUAAACCCGCCCCUGCCCUGCUGAGCUCCCGCGCUGGUCCAGGAGCUCCGCGCUCCGACCCGAGGCGAGUGCGACCCAUGGCUGCGCUGGCCUGCGCCAGGCUGAGGUGGGCGCUGCUGGGGAUGCGGGCGGCCGGCCGUGGCCUCUGCCCGCGCAGGGCCAGAACCAAGGCCGCUAUCCCUGCCGCCCUGCCCGCAGAUCAGGCAGCCGAGGCUCCCGUAGCCAGGCCUGGCGGCAGGCGGCGACUCCGAAGCCCAGAGGAGCUUCCAAGUGUUGGGCAGCUGCGCUUCUUGUUUCAGCUGUUUGUGCAAGGCUACGCUCUGCGCCUGCACCGGCUCCAGAUGCUGAACAAGGCCAAGUAUGGUCCCAUUUGGAUGUCCAGCAUAGGGCCUCGGACGUUUGUGAACCUGGCCAGUGCCCCACUCAUGGAGCAAGUGAUGCGGCAAGAGGGCAAGUACCCAAUACGGAACGACAUGGAGCUAUGGAAGGAGCACCGGGACCUGCACGGUCUGGCCUACGGACCCUUUACCACGGAGGGACAUGAUUGGUACAAGCUGCGCCAGGCUCUGAACCAGCGGUUGCUGAAGCCAACUGAGGCUAUGCUCUAUACGGAUGCUCUCAAUGAGGUGAUUGAUGACUUUAUGAUUCGACUGGACCAGACUCGAGCACAGAGUGCUUCGGGAGACCAUGUGCCCGACAUGGCUCACUCCUUCUACUACUUUGCCUUGGAAGCUAUUUGCUACAUCCUGUUUGAGAAACGUGUGGGCUGCCUGGAGCAGUCGAUCCCUGAGGACACCGCCACCUUCGUCAGAUCUGUUGGGCUCAUGUUCCAGAACUCGGUCUAUGCCACCUUCCUUCCCAAGUGGACCCGUUCCCUGCUGCCCUUCUGGAAGUGGUACCUGGAUGGUUGGAACACCAUCUUCUCCUUUGGGAAGAAGCUGAUUGAUCAGAAACUCAAGGAGCUGGAGGCCCAGCUACAGACAGCGGGGCCAGAUGGGGUCCAGGUGUCUGGUUACCUGCACUCUCUGCUGACCAGCGGGAAGCUCAGUUCUCGUGAUGCCUUGGGCAGCCUGCCUGAGCUGCUCCUUGCUGGAGUGGAUACGACAUCCAACACGCUGACAUGGGCCCUGUACCACCUCUCAAAGAACCCAGAGAUCCAGGCGGCCUUGCAUGAGGAAGUGGUGGGCGUGGUGCCAGCUGGGCAGGUGCCCCAGCACAAGGACUUUGCCCACAUGCCCUUGCUCAAAGCUGUGCUUAAGGAGACUCUGCGCCUCUAUCCUGUGGUCCCCACAAACUCCCGGGUCAUCAUGGAGAAGGAAGUUGAAGUUGGUGGCUUCCUAUUCCCCAAGAACACCCAGUUUGUGUUCUGCCACUACGUGGUGUGCCGGGACCCCAGCACCUUCUCUGAGCCUGAGAGCUUCCAGCCCCACCGCUGGCUGAGGAACAGCCAGCAUGAUAGCUCCAAGGCCCAGCACCCCUUUGGCUCUGUGCCCUUCGGCUAUGGGGUCCGGGCCUGCCUGGGCCGCAGGAUUGCAGAGCUGGAGAUGCAGCUACUGCUGGCAAGGCUCAUCCAGCACUACGAGGUGGUCCUGGCCCCGGAGACAGGGGAGGUGAAGAGUGUGGCCCGCAUCGUCUUGGUUCCUAAUAAGAAGGUGGGCCUGCGUUUCCUGAAGAGACAGUGCUGAGCUGGGCCCCUGCAUUGUGGGGCUUGUCCCAGAGGCUCCAGCCCUGGCACAGUAGUUCCUGGCCACUGCCAUGUCUCAAAGAGGGAGAGAAAGAGGUUGCCAGAUUCAAGAGGCUGGAUGAACUCAGUGUACUUGCCCAGAACCCUGAGCUUUUGUCACAUUUAUUUUUUCGAGCAACUCCCUCUCACACAAAAGGCCACCCUCUUAUCACAUUGCUUGUCCUUGGGCACAGUAUAAAAUAAAGGAACUUUUAUUAAUUAUUGGA